AUGGCGACUUCUUCUUUUCUGCUCCCAUGUUAUACUCUUCUCAAACUCUUCUACUUUUUGCUUCUAAUAGAGAAGAUUUCUCUAGUAUCAGUACGUGGGCUUACCGGAGAAUACAAUCUCAUCGACGUCGAGUCACUAAUGCCGAGCAGCUCCUGCUCCGUGCCUCAUAAUGGCACGAGCCCUUACAAACUAAAGUUGGUCGACCGAUAUGGCCCUUGCUCACCCUUGGGGAACCAAAAUAAUCUAUCCCUUGUGGAACAGUAUGAUCUGAUCAUGCAACAAGACCAAUCCCGCGUCGACUACAUUCAUCAUCUAGCCGUCGCCAACACCUCCAGCUUCAACCCUCUUGAUGCAAGAGUUCCGACAAAUGAAGGCAGAUCUCUCGGUAGUAACAACUUUAUCGUCACAAUAGGCCUAGGCACCCCUCCCAAGUUCUUCUCAGUUGAGAUUGACACUGGUAGCGAUCUCACAUGGAUCCAAUGUAAGCCAUGCGAUCUAUGCCAUAAGCAAAAAGACCCAAUUUAUGACCCACAUGAGUCCUCCACCUUUAGAACCAUUUCCUGCUUCUCCAUAUAUUAUUCCCAACUCAAAAGACAUAGUUGCAACUGGUGGACAUUCUUCGAUUGUCUCUAUGAGUUACAAUAUGGAGAUGAUUCUAUAACUAAAGGAUCCCUCAUUAAAGACACCUUAAGACUCUCCUCUGAUGUUAUUCAUAACUUUCGCUUUGGAUGCGGCCAUUUAAACAGAGGAAUUUUUGAGAUGGAAGAUGGGUUGUUAGGCCUUGGCCAGGGGUCAGUUUCGAUUAUCUCCCAAGCACCUCAAUUGUAUGGCAAGGUAUUCUCAUAUUGUCUACCAUCAAAACCCACCAUAGAUGGGUAUCUCGCACUAGGUAGCUCUGCCACUGGUGUGCAAUAUACACUGAUGCUAAGAAGCAUUAAAUAUCCAUCCUUCUAUUUCGUAAAUCUUGAUUCUAUUUAUGUUAACCAUGAAAAGAUCGAACUUCCACCUAAUGAGUUCGGCUUCCCUGCAACAAUGUUGGACUCUGGCUCAGUGAUUACCAGAUUGCUGCCCAUUACCUACUCUGCACUACGCAUCACUUUUAGAAAACACAUGGCAAAAUAUCGGACGGCGACUUGA
Dendrobium catenatum is the source of this 1137-nucleotide messenger RNA. Its product is annotated as aspartyl protease family protein At5g10770-like. Gene Ontology annotation, biological process: proteolysis. Lineage: Eukaryota; Viridiplantae; Streptophyta; Magnoliopsida; Asparagales; Orchidaceae. The transcript is spliced from 2 exons. The coding region runs from base 1 to 1137 and encodes 378 amino acids. Gene Ontology annotation, molecular function: aspartic-type endopeptidase activity. The record is from RefSeq and is a predicted model, not a curated record.